AUGAAACUUGCAGUUGCUGUAUUGUCAUCGAUCUUGCUUGCUUGCUCGGUUACUACAGCCAACCCAGUCAAUCCCAGUGCAGCUAAAAGUGCCGAAUCUAGCACUUCAGCCGCCAUUCCCACUGCAACUACAAGUACUGAAUCUGAGUAUCGGACAAUUUCUUAUGAAGAAGCUGCAAAUUUAGUUGAUCUUAGUCAACUUUCAGAGAGUGAUGUAAGCUUAAUCGAAGGAUACCUACAAAUGGAUCGAGAACAUGAAGAAAUGGAGAAAGCGUGUGACUUGGCCGGAUCUGAAAAACUUCAUCAACAAGAGUUGAUAAAACAGCUGAAUAAGAAAUAUUCGACGCUGGUGCAUAAAUCUCAACACAACAAUAAUGAUCCAGCGUAUGAAGAAAAGGUUCAAAGUUUUAAACUGAAGCUUCAAGAAGAAAGAGAAAAGCUUGAAGAGCUUGAAAAAAAGUAUCGGAAAUUCAAUCGCGACUUCCUUGUCUUUAGUUUGCAAACGUAUGCAAACAAAGCAGAGCUUGCAGAGCGUUUUUUUGGAGAUGAUCUGGAUAUGGACUUACUUUAUCUUUACGUGGAAUUUCUGAAAUUCAAUCCCAGUUUUGUUGAAAAUAUCUACAAAUCUCUCACUCUCCGACUAAACAAACAGCCAGGAUCCGAGCAAGCCUCCACUAGUGGAACCCAGAGUUCAUCACAACAUCAUGAAAGUCCAUCAUCAAGUAAAACAUCUACAGUCCAACCCACUCAAACAUCAUCCAGUACACAAGGGUUUUUUUCUAGUUUAUGGGAAACUUUUUUCGGAUCUUCUCGUACACAGGACACUCCCAAAUCUAAAAAUGAGCCCAACCCAUUUUCGAAUCCGUCCAACCCUGAUGAUUCAGAUGACUCAUUUGAUUGA
Molecule: messenger RNA, 900 nt
Organism: Batrachochytrium dendrobatidis JAM81
Lineage: Eukaryota; Fungi; Chytridiomycota; Chytridiomycetes; Rhizophydiales
Exons: 1
Coding region: 1-900 (299 amino acids)
Source: RefSeq, a predicted model, not a curated record